Molecule: messenger RNA, 3735 nt
Organism: Wyeomyia smithii (pitcher-plant mosquito)
Lineage: Eukaryota; Metazoa; Arthropoda; Insecta; Diptera; Culicidae
Product: serine-aspartate repeat-containing protein I-like
Exons: 3
Coding region: 1-3735 (1244 amino acids)
Source: RefSeq, a predicted model, not a curated record
AUGGAAACGUUGGAGGACAAUUUGCCACAAGACCGAAGGGAGCUAGCGUUUAACGUACUUCAGGAGAAAUCUCUACAUCAAAAGUAUGGCAAAGAGCAAGCAAAAAUUCCCACUUCGACCAAAGACAUUUUAAGACUGAGUCAAGCCACCAAGGAAAAGGUACAUAGGAACGUAGUACAUACGAACGUAGUUACGGACGUAGAUACGGACGUAGAUACGGACGCAGAUACGGACGUAGAUACGGACGUAGAUACGGACGUAGAUACGGACGUAGAUACGGACGCAGAUACGGACGUAGUUACGGACGCAGAUACGGACGUAGAUACGGACGCAGAUACGGACGUAGAUACGGACGCAGAUACGGACGUAGAUACGGACGCAGAUACGGACGUAGAUACGGACGCAGAUACGGACGUAGAUACGGACGCAGAUACGGACGUAGAUACGGACGUAGAUACGGACGCAGAUACGGACGUAGAUACGGACGUAGAUACGGACGCAGAUACGGACGUAGAUACGGACGUAGAUACGGACGCAGAUACGGACGUAGAUGCGGACGCAGAGACGGACGUAGAUACGGACGCAGAUACGGACGCAUAUACGGACGUAGAUACGGACGCAGAUACGGACGGAGAUACGGACGUAGAUACGGACGCAGAUACGGACGUAGAUACGGACGUAGACACGGACGUAGAUACGGACGCAGAUACGGACGUUGAUACGGACGUAGAUACGGACGUAGAUACGGACGAAGAUACGGACGCAGAUACGGACGUAGAUACGGACGCAGAUACGGACGUAGAUACGGACGUAGACACGGACGUAGAUACGGACGUAGAUACGGACGCAGAUACGGACGCAGAUACGGACGCAGAUACGGACGUAGAUACGGACGUAGAUACGGACGCAGAUACGGACGUAGAUACGGACGCAGAUACGGACGUAGAUGCGGACGCAGAUACGGACGUAGAUACGGACGCAGAGACGGACGUAGAUACGGACGCAGAUACGGACGUAGAUACGGACGCAGAUACGGACGCAGAUACGGACGUAGAUGCGGACGCAGAUACGGACGUAGAUACGGACGCAGAUACGGACGUAGACACGGACGUAGAUACGGGCGCAGAUACGGACGUAGAUACGGACGUAGAUACGGACGCAGAUACGGACGUAGAUACGGACGCAUAUACGGACGUAGAUACGGACGUAGAUACGGACGCAGAUACGGACGGAGAUACGGACGUAGAUACGGACGCAGAUACGGACGUAGAUACGGACGUAGACACGGACGUAGAUACGGACGCAGAUACGGACGUUGAUACGGACGUAGAUACGGACGAAGAUACGGACGCAGAUACGGACGUAGAUACGGACGCAGAUACGGACGUAGAUACGGACGUAGACACGGACGUAGAUACGGACGUAGAUACGGACGCAGAUACGGACGCAGAUACGGACGCAGAUACGGACGUAGAUACGGACGUAGAUACGGACGCAGAUACGGACGUAGAUACGGACGCAGAUACGGACGUAGAUACGGACGCAGAUACGGACGUAGAUGCGGACGCAGAGACGGACGUAGAUACGGACGCAGAUACGGACGUAGAUACGGACGUAGAUACGGACGCAGAUACGGACGUAGAUACGGACGCAGAUACGGACGUAGAUACGGACGUAGAUACGGACGUAGAUACGGACGCAGAUACGGACGUAGAUACGGACGCAGAUACGGACGUAGAUACGGACGCAGAUACGGACGUAGUUACGGACGCAGAUACGGACGUAGAUACGGACGCAGAUACGGACGUAGAUACGGACGCAGAUACGGACGUAGAUACGGACGCAGAUACGGACGCAGAUACGGACGUAGAUACGGACGCAGAUACGGACGUAGAUACGGACGCAGAUACGGACGUAGAUACGGACGCAUAUACGGACGUAGAUACGGACGUAGAUACGGACGCAGAUACGGACGGAGAUACGGACGUAGAUACGGACGCAGAUACGGACGUAGAUACGGACGUAGACACGGACGUAGAUACGGACGCAGAUACGGACGCAGAUACGGACGUUGAUACGGACGUAGAUACGGACGUAGAUACGGACGAAGAUACGGACGCAGAUACGGACGUAGAUACGGACGCAGAUACGGACGUAGAUACGGACGUAGACACGGACGUAGAUACGGACGCAGAUACGGACGUAGAUGCGGACGCAGAUACGGACGUAGAUACGGACGCAGAUACGGACGUAGAUACGGACGUAGAUACGAACGCAGAUACGGACGUAGAUACGGACGCAGAUACGGACGUAGACACGGACGUAGAUACGGACGCAGAUACGGACGUAGAUACGGACGCAGAUACGGACGUAGACACGGACGUAGAUACGGACGCAGAUACGGACGUAGAUACGGACGCAGAUACGGACGUAGAUACGGACGCAGAUACGGACGUAGAUACGGACGCAUAUACGGACGUAGAUACGGACGUAGAUACGGACGCAGAUACGGACGGAGAUACGGACGUAGAUACGGACGCAGAUACGGACGUAGAUACGGACGUAGACACGGACGUAGAUACGGACGCAGAUACGGACGCAGAUACGGACGUUGAUACGGACGUAGGUACGGACGCAGAUACGGACGUAGAUGCGGACGCAGAGACGGACGUAGAUACGGACGCAGAUACGGACGUAGGUACGGACGCAGAUACGGACGUAGAUGCGGACGCAGAGACGGACGUAGAUACGGACGCAGAUACGGACGUAGAUACGGACGCAGAUACGGACGUAGAUACGGACGUAGAUACGGACGCAGAUACGGACGUAGAUACGGACGUAGAUACGGACGCAGAUACGGACGUAGAUACGGACGCAGAUACGGACGUAGAUACGAACGCAGAUACGGACGUAGAUACGGACGCAGAUACGGACGUAGACACGGACGUAGAUACGGACGCAGAUACGGACGCAGAUACGGACGUAGAUACGGACGCAGAUACGGACGUAGACACGGACGUAGAUACGGGCGCAGAUACGGACGUAGAUACGGACGCAGAUACGGACGGAGAUACGGACGUAGAUACGGACGCAGAUACGGACGUAGAUACGGACGUAGACACGGACGUAGAUACGGACGCAGAUACGGACGUUGAUACGGACGUAGAUACGGACGUAGAUACGGACGAAGAUACGGACGCAGAUACGGACGUAGAUACGGACGUAGAUACGGACGUAGACACGGACGUAGAUACGGACGUAGAUACGGACGCAGAUACGGACGUAGAUACGGACGUUGAUACGGACGCAGAUACGGACGUAGAUACGGACGCAGAUACGGACGUAGAUACGGACGCAGAUACGGACGUAGAUGCGGACGCAGAGACGGACGUAGAUACGGACGUAGAUACGGACGCAGAUAAGGACGUAGAUACGGACGCAGAUACGGACGUAGAUACGGACGCAGAUACGGACGCAGAUACGGACGUAGAUACGGACGCAGAUACGGACGUAGAUACGGACGCAGAUACGGACGUAGACACGGACGUAGAUACGGGCGCAGAUACGGACGUAGAUACGGACGCAGAUACGGACGCAGAUACGGACGCAGAUACGGACGUAGAUACGGACGCAGAUACGGACGUAGACACGGACGUAGAUACGGGCGCAGAUACGGACGUAGAUACGGACGUAGAUACGGACGCAGAUACGAACGUAGAUACAUACGCACGCUGA